ACGGCAAGAAAACAAAACAGGAAAGAGAAAUAAAAAAAGUUGAGAAAAGGACAGCUUGAAAUCCGUUAGACCCUCUUCUUGUCAUUAUUUUUGUGAGUUAAAACAGAAACCUUACAGAGACCCCUAAAACUCCUAAAUCCAAAGUCUCUGCUACACUAAUCACUGCAGUCUGCACACAGUUUCAUACAAACAACUAGUAUAGAUUUACCACUUUAUGUAAUUAUGGCGGAUCUGUUUACAUGACUUUGAGAAAUAGCGAUCUUGAAGCUCAAAAGUGAAGACUAGAGCGAUUUAUUUGGAAGUGAGGAACUAGUGAGAUCGGAGAUGCUUGAGGGUAUACUGAACCGUGGUUUCAGCUCCAAAUGCAAAUCGCUUAUAAAGGGAGCGAGGACGCGAAUCGGAGUGGUUAGACGGAGAGCUGAGGCGCAACAGAGGUUUUUGAAGGAAGAUCUUUCCAAAUUGCUUCAUAAUGGACUCGAUAUUAAUGCUUUUGGAAGGACUGAAGAAUAUUUACUUGGGCAGAACCUCUUAUCCUGCUACGACUUUGUGGAACAAUCUUGUGAAUAUACUGUGAAGCAACUCUCCCACAUGCAGAAACUAAGGGACUGUCCUGAGGACUGCAGAGAAGCUGUGGCAUCGUUGAUGUUUGCUGCAGCAAGAUUCUCCGAUUUGCCAGAAGUACGAGAGCUAAGGGAUUUAUUUCAGGAGAGAUACGGGAACUCUUUAGAAUGUUUUGUUAACCAGAAGUUUGUCGAGAAAUUAUCUUCAAGGUCCCCUGCAAUGGAGAAGAGAAUCCAGCUGUUGCAAGAUAUAGCUUUAGAAUUUUCCAUAAGGUGGGACUCCGUGGGAUUUCAACAGAGGAUGGCACUUGCACAGGCCCAACCAAACAGGAGUGGACCUUCACACGCUUCUGCUGGCAACCACAUUCUACCAAAUGGCAAGGAUGGUGGUUCAAAAUCUGAUAAACUUGAUGUUGUACUUGGUGAAAGGCACAAGGGAUUUAAUGAUCAACAUAAUAUACAGAAUGGCAGAGAGGGUAUUGUCUUUAAGAAAGAGCAGUGGGAUCUUCAUUCCUCUAAAAGGAAAGAAACAAGUAAGUAUGGGAAUAAACCACUUACAAUGCAGGAAGCAAGCUAUUCAAAGGGGCGAAAACAUGAUAUUGUGUUUGACAAGGAGUUGGAACAGACAAGGACAAGAAACAAAGCAGUCCUGGAGAAAGAUGAUAAUUCAAUAAGGAUAGCAAAAUCAGGCAGCUCAUCACGUGGAGAGAGGCUAGAAGGUUUUGAUAAUAAAUUCACUAGACAUAAUGAAUAUCAUGGUCAAUUUCUCAAGGGAAGAGCACAGGACCCCCUAUCUUGUGCAAGAUCAGAGACUGCUCCUGGUAGGGGGCUGCCUUUCAAAAAUGAAGAUGUCUCUUCCCCUUGGGAUACAGCCAUCGAAAAGAAUACUGUUGACUCAACAAGAAUGGUUCAGCAGGAAGAUGGAAAUAGGUUGAUGACAUCCUAUGCCAACUUUGCUCUCCCUCCACCAUACAUUAAUUCAAAAGAGAAAGCCAUCCCUCCUCCCUAUGUAAAGCCAAACGAUAGCAAAGAAAGAGCCCGUAAAAGUUCUAAGCAGUCUGUUGCUGAAUUUGAUGGCCAUUUCGGAAGUUCCUCUCCACGCAAUAGAAUUGAAACAAUCAAGAUAAAUAAAGAAUCAGACCUUCCUGAUCAUGAGGCUCAAACUAUUAAACCCACUAGAACAAUUAGUCACGGCCAUGAUAAAAAAUUCUCUCACAAGGAUGUGCUCUUGCCCAAACCAAGAUCUGUUAGGAGAAAACACCAUAAAUCAGCGACAAAUCACGGCGAAGAGAGGAAGUCUGAAGAUGCCAAAGCGGUCAAGAAAAGUUCAAGUAGCCGGAGAAGGGAACAUUCAAGGAAAGGCUUGCAGAUUUUGUUUGAGGAUGAAUGCCAUCAAAAAGAUGAAGAGGAAAGGAUGAUAGAUAAACUAUUGCUGCAUUACAGUAAAAGACCACCAAAAUGUGAUGUGGAAAACCGGAGAAAAAAGCCACAAGCUCAUCUUUCACAACUGACAACUCCUGAUACUGGUGAACCCUCAAAUAAUCAAACCAACAGAGAUCAAGAUGAAAUGGAAUCAGAUAUGGUUCCUUUCCCAAAAAGAUCUAUUUCCCUCCCACAUGAGCAGGCUGCUCCAUCAAAGGCAACAAAGGUAUUUGCUCGUGCCAAUACAUUUCAGCCAGACAACCAGGCAUGUCAUGUGCAUCCAAAACUACCAGAUUAUGAUGAUUUGACUGCCCGAUUUGCUGCUCUAAGAGGCCGAUGAAUUUAAUAAUAGGUUAUACUGGAGGAGUGGUAACCUCUUCACAUUCAUUUACACAGGCUGAUUCUUGUCCUUAGCUGUUUACUGACUUGAACCUGGAACCUGUAACCUGUAACCCGUAUUACUUGACAACCUGUACCCAAAAUAUCCAUCUUGAGGUUCUCAUAGGCAUAGGUUUUCAAAUACUGCAGGUAGCUGCAUUAUAUAACAUGUUUCAUGAGGUAAAUGAUGUCCAGGCACAUUUAGGGCUUUAGCUGUUCCUUGCUCUAAUUCCCAUUGGUGUUCUAGUUGAUUGUAAAAUUGUAACCCUUCAUGAUUCAUACGUAACCUUUAUAUUUGAGGCUAUGAGAUUCUUUGAGCAA
Molecule: messenger RNA, 2681 nt
Organism: Lycium barbarum (goji berry)
Lineage: Eukaryota; Viridiplantae; Streptophyta; Magnoliopsida; Solanales; Solanaceae
Exons: 6
Coding region: 325-2322 (665 amino acids)
Biological process (GO): protein transport
Source: RefSeq, a predicted model, not a curated record